Molecule: messenger RNA, 171 nt
Organism: Gongylonema pulchrum
Lineage: Eukaryota; Metazoa; Nematoda; Chromadorea; Rhabditida; Gongylonematidae
Source: the annotation of a GenBank genome assembly
AUGCUAAUACUUAUAUUGUUCCAGUUUGUAUCACAGUAUUUGCAAGAGCACUUCUCGGAUGCGAUACGUCGGCGUCUGUUGCGUGGUGGCUCGGAACGCAAAGCUAGCCUUACUGGGCAUCCAGAUGAUUGUGUGAUCGAGGUACACUUCCUUACCAAAUUAAUUAAUUAG